Paramecium sonneborni is the source of this 246-nucleotide messenger RNA. The record is from the annotation of a GenBank genome assembly. Lineage: Eukaryota; Ciliophora; Oligohymenophorea; Peniculida; Parameciidae.
AUGUCAGAAAUAGAGAGUGACAAGAAUCUCGAUUAUUAAUUUCUGACUUAGAUAUUAGAAAAUUAGGAUUGCAUAAAUUACGUAGAAAUGUUGCAAUAACUCCUUAAUAACCUUUUCUAUUUACAGGAACGAUAAGAAGAACCUUAGAAUCAUAUGAUAUUUAAAAAGAUGAAUAAUUAUGGAUAGCAUUAGAACAAACUGAUUUAUUAAAUCAUGUUUAAAAUUGUAAAAUGGUCUAUUGACUGA